AAAGGGAGGGGGGGAGACAGGGAGGGAAAGAAAAAGGAAGCUCUCGGAUAAGUUUUUGUGUAUAUUCCUCCAAAGAUACACAAACUUUCACAAGCCGAAGGUAUGAAUUGAGGCCUCGUCGGGAUCAACACGCCGAAGAGCACAGCGGAAACCAGUCUGGCUGUAGUUGUGCACAGCUGAUGACAACAUCAAAUAUUAACACUGUCUAAGGCCUUGGGCCUCGAGUGCCUACAGAUAGACCCGUUACAGAGACAAAGAGAGACAAUGUCCUCUGACUUGGACUCCAGUCUCACUAGUAUUGACUGGCUCCCUCAGCUGGGAAUCAGCAGCCUGCGCUCGGGGAAAGAGAGAGGAGGAGGAGGGGAGAGGGAGAAGAAGAAAGACAGAGGGAGGGAGAGAGGAGACUUCCUACCCUCGGUGCAGGACCCCUCCCCUUCUAACUGUAAAGGGAAACCCCCUCACAGCUACGCCACUCUCAUCGCCAUGGCAAUAGCAGCUGCACCUGAGAGGAAGUUGAGUUUGAAUGACAUCUACACCUGGAUCAGUGAAACUUUCCCUUACUACUGCCGAGCAGGUCGUGGAUGGAAGAACUCCAUCCGGCACAAUCUGUCUCUAAAUAAAUGCUUCAGGAAAGUUCCUCGGCCGCAGAACGACCCCGGCAAGGGUUCCUAUUGGACGAUGGAUGGACCUGCAGAGGUGAAUCAAGUGAGGGCCCCUAAGCGUCCCUAUCCGGAGGAGGAAGAGGAGAGGCUGGAUGUUCCCGAAGUACCAGGGACACAGGCUGAUAGAAGACCGUCCCCUCAUUACCCACGACCGACCUCCCACUCCGACCACCAGCUUCCAAACACUGCGCCACUGGGAGCCAUGGAGCAACAAUCACCCCAGUCUGUGUCCCUCUCUCCUCCCCCACACAAGCAACCGUCACCCUACAUGCCGAGCCGCAUCUCUAGCCUCCCCAUCGCUCAUCCAUCUGUCUCUCCUUCAGCUGGGCUCGCACCUCCUGCCCCCAGACCCUCCAUUAAUCCUUUCCCACCUCCCCAUCCACCUGGCCCCACUGCCUCUACUACACCUCUGUCUUCAGCCACUCUGUCCUUUCCUGCUCAUUCAGGACCCGCAUCUGUUUCCACUUUCUCCUGCGCUCCCAACAUGACCCCUCUGCCCGUUUGCACUGUGUCGGGCCCCUCUCACUCCUCUGCCUCUGCUGCCCCUUCAUCUGUUGCCACCGGCCCCGCUGCGGUCUCAUUCAACAACUCCGCCGAUCCACCGCUGCGAUUCACCUUCGAUGAGCUGAACUUACCGGACUUGUAUGCAUCUUUCAAGUCUCUCGUCAAGACGAUGCGCGAGAGGGGAGGCUCACAGUCGGAUGUGUCUCCCCUGGCUCUGCCAAACAAUGACACUACCCCACUCCACACUCCAACUCUGCUGCCAAUGUCUCCUCACCCUGCACCACCUCCACCAGCCGCACACCCUCCGUCACAAUACACGGUGCCACCUGACUGGUUCAGUAACCCAGAUUCUCUGAAGGAGAGCUUCCGCAUUGCCAGCAAUCUAGACUGGGCAAACAUAGACCUCUCCGGUCACCCAGACCUCCUGGAGAGCAUGCGGCAGGCAGAGCUCUGCGACUGGGCCCUGGACCCGGCGCUGUUCACCUCCCUCUGUGACUCUCUGAACCGCUUCUUCACCCAGAAAGGCAUGAUCACCUCCGGGAGUAACUCCCCUCUUGCCCUUGGUGCACCUCACUCCUUGCAAGCCUUACCGUUCACCUCCAAUCCACCCCCAACCCUUGCCAGCCUCACUCACCCCUCACCACUCCCGUACUCUCCCACAGUUCCCCCCGCCAACGGAGCACAGCCGCCCCGGAGGGCUCUGCACAUGCAGGGACCAGGUCUUCACAGACCACAGCUGACGCAGCCUGCGAGCACAACCGCUGGGAUGCAGUCUCAGCCUGCAGCACCCCGACAGCGUACUCCAUUAAAGAAUCUGCACAGCAACAGUGAGGAGAUCCAGGAUGACUUUGACUGGGAUUCCCUGCUCAUUUGACUCCUUACCGUCUGUGAGGAGAAACAAUCAAAACAGAACUUUUUUCAGAGAAAUGUGACUCUUUACAGCCAUGUACGCUAAACUCUACGCAGAGGUUUGCCUCGCUGGCGUGCAUCUGGACGUCCCCCUCUUAGAGCAACUCUGGGAUCAUGCUAUGACACACGUGACUGAAUGCUGUAAUUCAAAACGGAAAUAGUUAUGAGGUUUUUUGUAUACAAUUUCAUUUCUUUUAGCUUAUCUUCUGCAGGUAAUUGUCAGGGUGUCGUUUUCUAAUGGACUGCAGUUUUGUAAACCUGUUCACCAAAGAAAAUAAAGUGUAAACUUAU
Messenger RNA from Scophthalmus maximus (turbot), 2366 nucleotides. RefSeq names its product forkhead box J2 (gene foxj2). Gene Ontology annotation, biological process: regulation of transcription by RNA polymerase II. Gene Ontology annotation, molecular function: DNA-binding transcription factor activity, RNA polymerase II-specific; RNA polymerase II cis-regulatory region sequence-specific DNA binding. The transcript is spliced from 10 exons. Bases 265 to 2040 code for a protein of 591 amino acids. The record is from RefSeq and is a predicted model, not a curated record. Lineage: Eukaryota; Metazoa; Chordata; Actinopteri; Pleuronectiformes; Scophthalmidae. Gene Ontology annotation, cellular component: nucleus.